AUGUCUGCCGUUUAUUGCGGAACCAAGAGAUCGUUCUUCGAAGAUAUUCCUUCUCCGCCGUCAUCAAAGAGGUUCCGAUGUUACUCCCCAUCCAAUUCUACAAGCUGGUCCUCUCCAUCCUCAUCGCUCGAUCAGCUUCGCACUGCCUUUCCUCACCUUGAACUGACGGUGCUUGUCAAGGCACUAGAAGAACAUGGGAGUGAUUUAAAUGCUGCUAUGAAAAGCUUAUACUCUUUGGUAUCCGCUGUGGACAAGGAAGCUGAAGUUUUGCCAGCAGGAGGUGCUAAUAAGGAAACUGGUUCAACUUUUACGGCAUCAGACAAUCCCCCGACGAGUGGUGAUGGCUGGGUUGAAUUGUUGGUCCGGGAGGUGUCACAAUCUAGUGGUGCAGAUGAUGCAAAAGUCCGUGCCUCAAGAGUCCUUGAGGCUUUAGAGAAGAUGUUAAGUGCGCGUGCUCGUGAAGAAGCAGGAAAAAAGUUCCAAGAGGAGCAUGUAGCAGUGCAGCAGCAACUGGAGGCAUUGACCAAGGACAACACAGUCCUCAAACGAGCUGUUGCUAUCCAGCAUGAGCGGCAGAAGGCACUGGAGGAUGCGAACCAGCAGCUGGAACUUUUGAAACACCUGAUUCCUCAGUACCAGGAAAAGCUCAGAACUCUCGAGGUGAACAACUAUGCAUUGAAAAUGCACCUGCAGCAAGUGGAACAUGGCAACUCAAUGCCGGAAAGAUUCAAUCCGGACGUCUUCUAA
Molecule: messenger RNA, 747 nt
Organism: Microthlaspi erraticum
Lineage: Eukaryota; Viridiplantae; Streptophyta; Magnoliopsida; Brassicales; Brassicaceae
Source: the annotation of a GenBank genome assembly